UCAACUCUGGUCGGUGAUACGAAAUGCUUCUUGUGAAAUGGACACAAAAUCCGCUGCGGAGACAAAUCAGCCGAUAUACGUCACAUCACCGAUUCGACCUGCGGGGCACCAACUAUGACACCGAUUAUCUCCUCAACCGAGAAAAUGUGUUCGCAAUCGAGGCCAACAUAAGACAACGCAAAGGUGUCGGUGACAUACGGUUGAUACACGAAUUGAACGAACAACUUCACAUGGUUGAUAAUUCGCAGGCGGAGCAUCACUUACUAGCCGGGCGACUACAGAGUGAAAUGGAGAAAAUUCCCAAUCGCACCCACCCGGACGUAGUAUCGUACGGCAAUGUACCGAGAUUGAUGAAGCGGUACAACGAACCUUGCGAUACUGAUGGUCGAAAGUACUAUGAAUUUGGGGAUAUGUGCAAGAAGAUGAACUACUACAGAAUGGAGAAUCUGGGCAACUUCACCGGCCAUCGUUCUUAUUAUCUGACGGAUGAGCUGGCCGAACUCGAGCACGCUUUGAUUGGUUACACGAUCCAACGCUUAUUGAAGCAAAAUUUCCGCCUCAUAUCAGUGCCUGAUAUUCUUCCGGCAGGCAUCAUUGAGAGCUGCGGCAUGAACACCAGUGGUGAUCGCAAUCAAGUCUACAAACUGAAGCAUGAGCGAAAAAUGCCUUGCUUGUCCGGCACGUCGGAAAUGGCUCUGGCUGGCUACUUCGCUGGGCAGCUGUUGCGAACGAAGGAACUGCCGCUCCGACUGGUGGCCGUCAGUCGCUGCUUCCGGGCAGAAUCCUCAGCUCUGCACGAGGAGAAGGGCAUCUAUCGGGUGCACCAGUUCACGAAGGUAGAAAUGUUUGCCAUAUGUGCACCUAAUCAGUCGGCUUCGAUGUUGGACGAGUUUCAGGAGCUUGAGGUUAGUCUUUUCGAUGAGUUAGGACUUCCGUUCAUUCUACUUGAUAUGCCUGCGUGCGAACUAGGAGCUCCGGCCUACCGGAAGUACGAUAUCGAAGCGUGGAUGCCAGGCCGUGCGAUGUACGGUGAGAUAUCCAGUUGUAGCGAUUGUACCGACUUUCAGUCACGUCGCCUCGGAAUUCGAGUUGAACCGCCGCUACAAUUCGCACACACGGUUAACGGAACGGCAUGUGCUGUUCCACGGAUGUUGAUUGCACUAUUAGAGAACUUUCAGAACGAGGACCACACAGUGUCCGUACCGGUGCCUCUCAGAAAAUACAUUAGUGGAAAGCAGCGUCUCUGUCGACGGAAGGUUCUACCUGAGCUGAAGCUUACCAAGCGGCUCCAGCAGGAAGGUGUUUUUGCAUUUACAAACUAGUAAACUGUGAUAAAUACGGCUCAGUACAAAAGAGAGCUGACGGACGGUUGCUCCCCCUUGAAAUAACAUAACUUUAUGGCAUUCCCAAUUUUUAAGCAAAAAUGGAAUGUAAAAAUGUUAUCAAGACUGUUAAUGUCAUUUUCUUGUUCUUAAUUCAAUUGAAUGAGAUUUUUUGUACUCUCAUGAUUGCAGAUAACAUACGCAUUUGCAUCAUAU
Molecule: messenger RNA, 1538 nt
Organism: Anopheles cruzii
Lineage: Eukaryota; Metazoa; Arthropoda; Insecta; Diptera; Culicidae
Gene: SerRS-m
Product: serine--tRNA ligase, mitochondrial
Exons: 1
Coding region: 24-1322 (432 amino acids)
Biological process (GO): mitochondrial seryl-tRNA aminoacylation
Cellular component (GO): mitochondrion
Molecular function (GO): tRNA binding; serine-tRNA ligase activity; ATP binding
Source: RefSeq, a predicted model, not a curated record